This is a messenger RNA of Coregonus sp. 'balchen', 14538 nucleotides long. Lineage: Eukaryota; Metazoa; Chordata; Actinopteri; Salmoniformes; Salmonidae. The record is from the annotation of a GenBank genome assembly.
GCCACACCAUGGCGUCGGCAUCUGCCAGCGUGGAUUCCAAGGCAGAGCUGACUGCUCUGCUGGAGCAUUGGUUGGAGCAGUGGGAGGGGGAACAGCAGGCCAGCACACCAGACCUGGUCAACAUCCUCACCAAGUGAGUGUCUGUAAUACAAAAAGGAUCAUGUUUUUUAACACCAGUGGAUAUUAUGGGAAGUUUCUAUUUUUUUUUCACGUCAUUUAUUCAGAUCACGUUACUUGAAGGGAUGGAUGGAAGGAAGUUUGUUUUAGAGUCUCUGGACAUUUAGGAAUAUGUUGUCUGUUUUGAAUAUAUCAUGGGUUUUCUUUUCCUCUCAGGAUCUCAGAGCUGGUGGAGAGGGAGACUGAGGAAUAUCACAAAGCUGAUCCUGAUCCUUUUGAUGACAGGCACCCUGGUAAGAUGUUUUAUUUAUGUUAGUGUGUAGUCAUAACUAUAGUAUUAACUUUAGCUAGCAAAGUGAUAGUUGUUCACAUUUUGUAGAUUUGUAAUUCUCCCCACCUCUUGCCACUUAGGGAGAGCUGAUCCAGAAUGUGUCUUGGGUCACCUGCUCAAGAUCCUGUUCAAAGAUGAUGACUUCAUGAAUGCGGUAAGAACUGAAAACAAUAAAUACUUAUUUGUCAAUUUACAAAUAAUACUAAUCUGGUGAGUGCAUACUCACGUGGUCAUAGAACAGUAUCAGUUCCUGUGUGCCUUGUUAUUUGAACUCCUGUCUUUUUCCAGCUGGUGAAUAGCUAUGUGAUGACCAGCAGAGAGCUCAUUCUUAACACGGCAGCCUGUCGCCUGCUGCAGAACAUCAUGCCUGGGUUGGAGACCGCCGUGGUCUUUCAGGAGAAGGUAGGCUACAACCUGCUUCUGUGGAGAUGCACUUAAACAUGUUUAUAGAUUUAGUUAGCUAGAAUAUGCAACUUAUUCAAUAAUCAUGAUGUUAUGUUUCUGUGUUUGUGACAGGAGGGCAUUGUGGAGAGGCUGUUUAAAUGGGCCCAGGAUGCUGAGCAGCCCCUGAGGAUCUAUGCUACGGGCCUGCUGGCUGGAGCCAUGGAGAACCAGGACAUCGCUGCCAACUACAGGGAGGAGAACUCAGUCCUGGUCAGUGCCAAAACCCUACUAUCAGGUGUUUUUAUUAAGCCUCUGAGAAGGUUUAACAACAUCAACAUAAGAUCUUGUAUAAAUACUACAAUGUGGGUUAAAUUGAAUUUAACCAUGUGUUGCCACAGGUGGGCGCCAUGGUGUCCAUCAGUAUCUGUGAAUUAUGCAUCUCUCUCUCUCUGUCUCUCUGUCUCUCUGUCUCUCUCUCUCUCUCUCUCUCUCUCUCUCUCUCUCUCUCUCUCUCUCAGGUGCCUCUGAUGCUGCAGCGGUUACGUGAGCUGCAGGCCAAGGACACUGAGAACAGGAAGGAGUUUAAACGGCCCAGUCCCAGGAAGACCCUGGGGGAACCUCUCCUUCCUCUGGAUGAGGAGACUGUCGACGGAGGCUUCGAGGACACCCCAUUCCCCUCGGGGAAUAACGGAACAGAGAGGGACGAGAAGAGACCAGAGGAGGACAGAGAGGAGAACCCAUUCCCCCCGGGGAAUAACGGAACAGAGAGGGACGAGAAGAGACCAGAGGAGGACAGAGAGGAGAACCCAUUCCCCCCGGGGAAUAACGGAACGGAGAGGGACGAGAAGAGACCAGAGGAGGACAGAGAGGAGAACCCAUUCCCCCCGGGGAAUAACGGAACGGAGAGGGACGAGAAGGGACCAGAGGAGGACAGAGAGGAGAACCCCUUCCCCCUGGGGAAUAACGGAACGGAGAGGGACGAGAAGGGACCAGAGGAGGACAGAGAGGAGAACCCCUUCCUCAGCAAUGAGUCUGACAACGAGAUCUCCUUCCACCUCAACUACCUCAACUCCUCCCACAAGACCAGCAGCCGCACCAGCUCGUCCGUCAAAGGCCUGAUGAAACCCGUGUCUGUCCCACCGUCUUUGUCCCAUCGGGACUUCCCAGACGGCAGGGCGGAGGGCAGCAGUCACCUCAAGAGGAGGGCGGAGAGGGAGAACGGACGGAAGGUGAAACAGAAGCUGAACUUCUCCCUGCCGGAGCCGGAGAGGAACUUCAGCGAGCUGUCCAACAGCAGCUGGUCUGAGAUGAGCCCCUGGGUGAUUGGGAACAACUAUCACCUUUACCCUUUGACCCCGGAGAUGGAGCAGAGGCUCAUCCUGCAGUACCUCACCCCUCUGGGGGAGUACCAGGAGGUUAGUUUCUGCUACAUAAACCUACCAGCAGAUGUCAGUCUUGACAAACUCCGUUAUAAGAGCUAGUACUGCACUCGUUGAAGACAUUAUGUCGUAAAUGACUGUGUAGACUGCUAGACAGACGAGUAGUACUCUGCAUAAAUGAUUCAUUUCUCUGUUUUAUUUUCUGUCUUUCAGCUGUUGGCUGUCUUCAUGCAGAUGGGAGCCUGUGAGCUGCUCAUCCAUUACAUGGACCUGAAGCAGACCAACGAUGUACAGCUCACCUUUGAGGCUCUCAAGGUAACCUUGCUAUAACUGACUUAGAAUGCAUCUCAAUUGUUUAAAGAGGAGCAUCCCAGCUUUAUCCUAGGAUUCCCGUUCUCUACCUGUAGUACCUGGCCUCCCUGCUCCUGCAUAAGAAGUUUGCAGCCCAGUUUGUGGCCCAUGGAGGGGUUCAGAAGCUGCUGGAGAUCCCCAAGCCUUCCAUGGCCGCCACAGGGGUGUCUCUGUGCCUCUACUACCUGGCCUACAACCAGGACGCCAUGGAGAGGGUAGGACACACACACACACACACACAGCAUAAAGAUCAACCGUUCGUAAAAGUUAUGACCUGUAGUAGGGGUGUGUAACAUGAUUUACUUCCAUGUAAAUCUGUAAGUCAAUAAAAAAGGUGUGUUCAUGUAUCCCCCUUUCAUGUGUCUCUGUUCCCCUUAGGUGUGUAUGUUGCCCCACUCCAUCCUGUCUGAUGUGGUGAGCUACACUCUGUGGCUGUUGGAGUGUUCCCACGCCUCGGGCUGCUGCCAUGCCACCAUGUUCUUCUCCAUCUCCUUCUCCUACCGAGCCGUGCUGGAGCUCUUUGACAGGCAGGAUGGCCUCCGACGCCUCGUCAACCUGGUAGGAGGGCCUGUCUGGUUUAUUCAUGCUUCUGUUUCCUCUAGCUGUCACUAGGAUAGGGUUUUCUAAUCCUGAUUUUAAAAAACACUGUUUUGGUGUUUCACUGUCUCCAGAUCAGUUCUCUGAACAUCCUCAGUAUUGCGGUGUGUAUUACACUGCUGCUUAUUGUGUAUAAUUCUGUCUCCAGAUCAGUUCUCUGAACAUCCUCAGUAUUGCUGUGUGUAUUACACUGCUGGUUAUUGUGUGUAUUUCUACUGUCUCCAGAUCAGUACGUUGGAGAUCCUGAACCCUGAAGACCAGGCGGCCCUGCUGAGUGAUGACCAGAUCUUCUCUAGCAGGCAGACGGCCAAGCACACCUGCAUGGCCCUGCGCAGGUACUUUGAGGCCCAUCUGGCCAUCAAGGUGGAGCAGGUCAAGCAGUCCCUGCAGCGGACUGAGGGGGGCGCUCCCAUUCACCCUCAGCCUUACUACAAGGUAGACGGAACAGGUUGUCCCAUGUUGGGAGAUUGUGAUGAUUGAAAUGAUUGUGUUUGCUCCAAAUAUUGCCAUUUUUUUCCUAUAGGGAUUUAUAAAGUGGCCUUUCUGAAUUGAAAUGGAAUUGACCCCAACCCCCUGGAACCCAUCAUCACAGAUGAACCUUGGUGAUGUUUUUCUUUCAGAGAUGCCUCAUUCUCUUUCUGUUCCCCAGGCGUGCAGCUACACCCAUGAGCAGGUGGUGGAGAUGAUGGAGUUCCUGAUCGAGUACGGCCCAGUCAGACUGUACUGGGAGCCAGCAGAGGUCUUCCACAAGCUGUCCUGUGUUCAGCUGCUGCUGCAGCUCAUCUCCAUCGCUUGUGACUGGAGGACCUACUAUGGCAGGUAAGGACAGAAUUGCAAACCUUCCUUCUCUAUUUCAAGUACAGAUGAGGAGGAGGGCCAUUGUGGGAAGUUGCAAUAUACCACCAAGUGCUAACAUUCAGUAUCUGGAUAAAACAGUGCCUUCAGAAAAUGUAUUCAAAAUGGAUAAAAUGUAUUUAUUUUUCUCAUCCGUCUACACACAAUACCCCAUAAUGACAGUGACAUUUUUUGUUGUUGAAAUUGCUAAAUUAUUGAAAAUUAAAUACAGAAAUAUAUCAUUUACGUAAGUAUUCACACCCCUGAGUCAAUACAUCUUAGAAUAAUAUUAAUAUAAUAAUAAUAUGCCAUUUAGCAGACGCUUUUAUCCAAAGCGACUUAGUCAUGUGUGCAUACAUUUUUAAUUUAGAAUCACCUUUGGCAGUGAUUACAGCUGUGAGUCUUUCUGGGUAAGUCUUUAGGAGCUUUGCUUACCUAGAUUGUACAAUAUUAGCACAUUUAUUAUAAUUAUUCUCACACAAAUGUUUGUAGCGUCCAAACGGUUUGGCCUACAAACUAUUAUGUUUAUGGAAAGAUGAUAUUCUCACAAACACGAUGGUUUUCUCCCCCCCCCACAAGCGUCUUGGCACUCGUCUGAAGUCGGUAUAGCCGAUCUGCCAACUUCUGUCUGUAGCGUCCCAACAGUUUGGGGCUACACACUAAUAUGAGCCCUCUGUAAGGUACAUCUCUCAUGAACACGUACAUGUUGGUUGUUUUGCUCUAGGGUGCCCACAAGCCUCAUCUGAAGGUCCCUGGUACCAGUUUAAAAAAUGAAUGGCAGUACACUGCAUUCGGAAAGUAUUCAGACCCCUUGACCUUUUCCACAUUUUGUUACGUUACAGCCUUAAUCUAAAAUGGAUUUCCCUCAUCAAUCUACAUACAAUACCCCAUAAUGACAAAGCAAAAGCAUGUUUUUAGAAAUGUUUGCAACAAAAGACUGAAAUAUGACAUUUACAUAAGUAUUCAGACCCUUUACUCAGUACUUUGUUGAAGCACCUUUGGCAGUGAUUACAGCCUCGAGUCUUCUUGGGUAUGACGCUACAAGCUUGGCACACCUGUAUUUGGGGAGUUUCUCCCAUUCUUCUGUGCAGAUCCUCUCAAGCUCUGUCAGGUUGGAUGGGGAGCGUUGCUGCACAGCUAUUUUCAGGUUCUCCAGAGAUGUUCGAUCGGGUUCAAGUCCGGGCUCUGGCUGGGCCACUCAAGGACAUUCAGAGAAGCCACACCUGCGUUGUCUUGGCUGUGUGCUUAGGGUCAUUGUCCUGUUAGAAGGUGAACCUUCACCCCAGUCUGAGGUCCUGAGUGCUCUGGAGUAGGUUUUCAUCAAGGAUCUCUCUGUACUUUGCUCCGUUACUCUUUCCCUUGAUCCUGACUAGUCUCCCAGUCCCUGCCGCUGAAAAACAUCCCCACAGCAUGAUGCUGCCACCACCAUGCUUCACCGUACGGAUGGUGCUAGGUUUCCUCCAGAUUGGCAUUCAGGCCAAAGAGUUCAAUCUUGGUUUCAUCAGACCAGAGAAUCUUGUUUUUUGGGGGACUAUCUGUUCUAUGUGGUGAAUCUGGUAUUCAAUGCGUUUGUUUGGGCUAAUAGCAGUAAGUCCAAAUUCAAUGUUUCAUCAGUGUUUUAAAAUGUUUUUCUGGGAUACUUCAAGUCUUAAAAUUCAAUAUCAAAUAGCUAAAUGAUCUUUAGUAUGACCUUAAAACAACUCCAUAUGUUAGCUUAGUAGAACCCUCCCCCCCAGCUUAGACUCUAGGGGGUUAAACUGCUUGGUGUAACCCUGGAUUGUAAACUGUCAUGGUCAAAACAUAUUGAUGCAACAGUAGCUAAGAUGGGGACAGGUCUGUCCGUAAUAAAGCGCUGCUCUGUUUCUUGACAUCGCUACAAAACAAGUCCUACAGGCCCUAGUUUUGUCGCACAUGGACUACUGUCCAGUCAUAUGGUCAAGUGCCACAAAGAGGGACAUACGCAAAUAACAAUUGGCCCAGAACAGAGCAGCACGGCUGGCCCUUAAAUGUACACGGUGAGCUAACAUUAAUAAUAUGCAUGUCAAUCUCUCCUGGCUCAAAGUAGAGGAGAGAUUGACUUCAUCACUACUAUUUGUGAGAAGUAUUGACAUGUUGCAUGAACCGAGCUGUCUGUUUUAAACUACUAGCACACAGCUCAGACACCCAUGCAUACCCAACAAGACAUGCCACCAAAGGUAUCUUCACCGUCCCCAAGGCCAGAACAGACUAUGGGAGGCGCACAGUACUACAUAGAGCCAUGACUACAUGGAACUCUCUUCCAAAUCAAGUAACUCAUGCAAGCAGCAUAAAUCAGACCUUAUGAAACUGAGCUGACUUCGAAGAGACGCACAGAAACAUGCAUACACACACAUGCUAACACACUCACUCUACGCACAAAUGGAUUUUGUAUUGUAGAAAUGUUGAAGUAGUGUGUAAUGUGUUGUGAAGUGUAAUGUUUUAACUGUAUUUAAUUUGCCUUAAAGUGGCAAUAUGUAACUUUUUGGGUGACCUGACCAAAUACGCAUAGAAAUGUGAGUUAUAGAUCUAUCAUUCUACUUGAAAGCAAGUCUAAGAAGCAGUAGAUCUGUUCUAUGUGCACUAUUUCCAUGAUUCCCGUUCUCAAGUUUUGUUUUUGCGUCUUUUACUUUCGGUUUUGUACACCCGUUUUCAAACAGCUGAAACAACAACAAUAUUUUUGGUUAUGGAAAAUAUAUUUCACAGCGGUUUAGAUGGUACAAUGAUUCUCUACACUAUACUAGCUUAUUUUGUCACAUAAACUGAAAUUAGGCAAACUAUUAGAGUUUUAGCAACCAGGAAAUGCCAGAGUGAUUUCUGCAUAGUGCAACUUUAAUAUUGCUGGACCCCAGGAAGAGUAGCUGCUGCAAAACUGUAACCAGUGCCUUAUGGGGAUCCAUAAUAGAAUUAUAAUACAAAACCCCCUCUGCUCUAUAUUGAAAUACACCUCUAUUCAUUAUGGAGAACAUUUGUUUAUAUCUUUUCACAAUUCAAGUGAAUACCGAGUAAUACUGUGACUAUUUCCGCCGUGUUGUGUUGUCCCCUAGGAGUGACACAGUGCGUUAUGCCCUGGACAUACUGAGCAUCCUGACAGUGAUCCCGAAGACCCAGCUGCUGAUGGCUGAGUCUGUGGCUGUGCCGGAUGGGGAGGGGGGUAACGCGGUCUCCACCGUGGGUACGUUACACUGCCCUGCCAUGGCAUUCUAUUGACACCACCUUAUCUAUCCAGCAGACCAGGACUGUUUGCUUUGGGGUUUCAUCUUAAUGUUCUGUUGUUCCUCAGGUAUGAGUGUAGUCCUGGUGGUGGCAGAGGGAGAGGUGUUUGUGAACGACGCCGAGAUCCAGAAGUCUGCUCUGCAGGUGGUCAUCAACUGUGUGUGCGCUCCGGACAAACGCAUGUCCAGCAUCGGCAAGUUCAUCUCGGGCACGCCUCGUAGACGCCUGCCCCAGACUACCAAGAGCAGCGAGAGCGUGCUCAGCAAGAUGUGGAACGUGGUGCAGUCCAACAACGGCAUCAAGGUGAGAUGAGAUUAACUUCAGAACUGUCUAUUGAUAGAUAUUACGCUGUUAUGUUGUUGGGUGCUACUGGUCUCUGAUUUGUCUUUAUUCAUUAGUGGUUUGGGUUACUUUUAUGAUUUCUCAAUACUGUUAUUAUGCACUGGGAACCAUAGCUAGUUCUUCUGCCAUCUCCCUGUAGGUGCUCCUGUCCCUGCUGACGGUGAAGAUGCCCAUCACAGAUGCAGAUCAGAUCCGGGCCCUGGCCUGUAAGGCCCUGGUGGGUCUGUCCCGCUCCAGCUCAGUCAGACAGAUUAUCAGCAAGCUGCCUCUCUUCAGCAGCGGACACAUCCAGCAGCUCAUGAAGGAGCCUGUGCUCCAGGACAAACGCAGCGAACACGUCAAGUUCUGCAAGUUUGCGGCGGAGCUCAUCAAGCGAGUGUCUGGUAAACCCCUCAUGAUAGGGACAGAUGUGUCCCUGGCCUGGCUGCAGAGGGCUAAUGUGGUGGCCCAGUCCAGGAUCUCCUUCCCUGAGAAGGAGCUACUGCUGUUGAUCCGGAACCACCUGGUGGCCAAAGGCCUGCAUGACACGGCCACCACGCUCACCAAGGAGGCCGACCUCCCCAUGGCCAUCCUCCCCCACCCAUCUUCCUCAGCUUUGCUUCCUGUCGUUGUUCCCCCCCCUCCUGCCUCUCCCGCCCCUGCCCUCCCCCGGACCCCUCGGCUGGCCAAUGGGGUCGCGGCACGGUUGGCGAGCCACGGCUCUCAUCCGUCCGUGCCGUUGUCAGUUCAGCCCCAGCCCCGUCCCUCGACAUCGCAACUCCUCGCACUCCCUCCGGCCGCCCCUCCCCUGUUGACCCCUCACCAAAGCAACGGCUCUCCCCUGAUUGGUCGGAUCGUGUUCACGCGAGAGCGCCCGUCGCCUUGCCCUGUGCCUGCCAGCUGUAAGAAGCCGCGGGUGCUGAGGCAGAAGUCAGACUACGGUGCCUUCAGCCAGAGUCCAGCCAUGAAGAAACAGCUGGACAGACACCUGCCCUCUCCCCCCGCCCUGGACAGCAUCAUCACAGAGUACCUGAGGGAGCAGCAUGCACGCUGCAAGAACCCUGUCACCACCUGCCCCCCCUUCUCCCUCUUCACCCCCCACCAGUGCCCCGAGCCCAAGCAGAGGCGCCAGGCCCCAACCAACUUCACCUCCCGAAACACACGCAGGGUCGUCUACCCCAAGUAUGGAGGGGUGGACGGGGGUUGCUUCGACAGACACCUCAUUUUUAGCAGGUAUGGUUGGCUCCUAAUACACUGGGGACUAAGUCCUUGUCUUUUAUCUUUAAUUGGGUUUUUAGAUGGACCUCUUUUGGAUUACAUUUCCCUCUUUUCCCCUUUCCCCCAGGUUUCGUCCCAUGUCUGUGUUCAGGGAGGCAGACGAGGAUGAGAGUGGGUUCAUGUGUUGUGCCUUCUCUGCCCGUGAGCGGUUCCUGAUGCUGGGGACGUGUACGGGCCAACUCAAACUCUACAAUGUGUUCACAGGCCAGGAGGAGGCUAGCUACAGCUGUCACAGCUCUGCCAUCACACACCUAGAGCCAUCACGGGUCAGUGGGACACAUUUACAAAUCUACCUAUCUCGUGUAUAUCUAAAACAGUAUUUUAGUGAAACCUUUUAUUCUUGUCUUUUUUCAUCAGGAUGGCUCUCUGUUGUUGACGUCGGCAUCAUGGAGUUAUCCCCUGUCUGCACUGUGGGGCAUGAAGUCAGUGUUCAUCAUGAAGUAAGUGUGACACAGGAGACCAACCCUGACCCAGUCAGAUCAAUACAGUUGGUUAUUGCUUCAAAUGGGGAUGGCUGCGCUACCCAUUCCAUUUCUAUGGUUAAUUCUACUGGUUGUGUUUCCAUGGUGCUCCCUGCCCAAUGGUACAGCUGCUCAGUGCCAGCAGGAACUGCUGAAAGAGGCUGACACAUUCUUUAAUUAUGCACACUAACUGAACUGCCUUAGUAGGGCUGGGAAUUGCCAGGGACCUCACAAUACAAUAUUAUCACGAUACUUAGGUGCUGAUACAAUAUGUAAUGCGACUCACACGAUUCAAUACUGUGAUUUUAUUGCGAUUUGAUGUUCCGAACGUUGCUCACUAUAUGUCUGCUGCAGAGAGAACAUGAGAAAAUUAUUUUUGAUCAGUCAUGGAAACAAAAUAGCUGAAAACAUGUCUCACUAUUUAAAAAGAUGAUGAACAAGCUAUAGGAUGAAAAAUACCGGCGUUUAGCGCAGGUACAGCCAACUAGCGCUAGCUGGGAAAAAAUAAAAAAAAUAGAUACUUUGAGUUAAAGUAUCGAUAUAAUAUUGUAUAAUUUUUAUCCCCAUCACUAUGUCUUGGGGCUGGAAUGUUCACUUCAUAGAAUCCACAGUGUAGUGGGGCCUCCUUCUGUCCACAGUUUAACCAAAGCAACAUUGGUGCUCUUGUAGUUUAGCUAGAACAACAUUGGCCCAUCAUUACUUAACCAAAAUGGCUUAUUCUAUAUGAACUGAAGUCAGAGGUUGUAAGGGAUGCCUGGGAAUUUGUAUUUUCUAUUUACCUCUGUAUUUAUUCAUUGUUCCCCUCUUCUUUCCAGGCAUUCCUUCUUAGAUGAUCAUUAUGUGGAGUUCAGCAAACUCUCACAAGACCGAGUCAUUGGCACAAAGGAACACAUAGCUCACGUAAGUCUUCUUUCUCAACAUAUAAAGGUUAAACUGAACAACCAGGUACAAGUUAAAUUUUUUUGUCCUGAUCAACUGAAAACAUGUAAUCUUUGGGUCUCAGAUCUAUGACAUCCAGACAGGGCAGAAGACCCUGACCCUCAACUACCCGGACCUGGCCAACAACUACAAGAGGAACUGUGCGACCUUUAACCCCACCGACGACCUGGUGCUGAACGACGGCGUGCUGUGGGACGUGCGCUCGGCUCGGGCCAUCCACAAGUUUGACAAGUUCAACAUGAACAUCAGUGGAGUGUUCCACCCCAAUGGCCUGGAGGUCAUCGUCAACACUGAGAUUGUAUCCUACUCACAUACUGUACAAUAGUCCUAGUCAUAUUUGUAGAGUUAAUUGGCUCUACUGAGCCUGCAUCAGUUUAUCUGAUAAGUGGCCUAAUAUCAAGAUGAGUCUGUGUCCCUUGCCAUCUGUUGUGUACAUCCAGCAAAUAUCCCAACACCAGAGGAAUUGGGUAGAAUAGUCAAUAUGUUAUAUUGAUAGUAAUGUGACAGUGUGAUUCCUUAAUGGUUGUGUCAGUGGGACCUGCGGACCUUUCACCUCCUCCACACAGUGCCAGCUCUGGACCAGUGCAGGAUCGUCUUCAACAACAACGGCACGGUCAUCUACGGAGGUAAGGCCUUACCCCACUACAUUAUGGGAAAUGAAGGACAGUGUUCUGUGGUAGCAAGGCUCAUCAAAUUUCACCUUGUGGUGAACAGCUAAGACUUUUAGAUGUGUGUAGAAAGGUGAAUGCUUGUGGGGUUGUGAAAGGUGCAUGUAGAUGUGUGUUUGAUGCCACACGGCCCUGCUGAACCAUAUGGCCAGGAGGCUGUGCCCUGAGCUAGCAGAGGAGUCUAACCAGCUGAUUCACACCACCUCACAGCCACUGGGAGGCCAUGAGUUGGUAGAGCAUGGCGUUUGUAACGCCAGGGUUGUGGGUUCGAUUCACACGGGGGGCCAGUAUGAAAAAUAAAAAAAUUAUGUAUGCACUCACUAACUGUAAGUCGCUCUGGAUAAGAGCGUCUGCUAAAUGACUAAAAUGAUGUAUCCACCAACAUCCACACCAUUCUAAUGGCUCAGUAGCCAGAGCCACUGGGAGGCCAUGAUGGAUCCACCCACAUCCACACCAUUCUAAUGGCUCAGUAGCCAGAGCCACUGGGAGGCCAUGAUGGAUCCAUCCACAGCAGUACCACUCUUAUCAUACUAUCCAUCUAUUCAUCCACCCACACCUCUAUUCAUCCAGUAUGUGUGCAACUAGCUCUUAUUUUGCCAUGAUGAAUCCUCACAUUACCGGUACCUGAAUUUAACCAUGCCAUCCAUUUUCAAGGAGGAUUUUUCUAUUCUUUCAUUGGAAUUCCAGUUCAAUUGACUCAAUAGAAAUGGAAUUGACCCCAAUCCUGUUACCCAGAGCCUUGUGGAUACCAUAAAGGCUCUGCAAAUCAAAUCAAAUGUUAUUUGCCACAUGCGCCGAAUACAACAGGUGUAGACAUUACCGUGAAAUGCUUACUUACAGCCCUUAACCAACAAAUAAAACAACAACCAAAAAGUGUUGAGAAAAAAAGAGCAGAAGUAAAAUAAAAUGACAGUAGGGAGGCUAUAUAUACAGGGGGGUACUGGUGCAGAGUCAAUGUGCGGGGGCACCGGCUAGUUGAGGUAGUUGAAGUAAUAUGUACAUGUGGGUAGAGUUAAAGUGACUAUGCAUAAAUAAUUAACAGAGUAGCAGCAGCGUAAAAAGAUGAGGUGGGGGUGGGGGCAGUGCAAAUAGUCCGGGUACAUUUACAUUUUAGUCAUUUAGCAGACGCUCUUAUCCAGAGCGACUUACAGUUAGUGCAUACAUUAUUAUUAUUUGUUUAUUUUUUUCAUACUGGCCCCCCCUGAGAAUCAAACCCACAACCCUGGCGUUGCAAACGCCAUGCUCUACCAACAUCCCUGCCGGCCAUUCCCUCCCCUACCCUGGACGACGCUGGGCCAAUUGUGCGCCGCCCCAUGGGUCUCCCGGAUCACGGCCGGCUACGGCAGAACCUGGAUUCGAACCAGGAUCUCUAGUGGCACAGCUAGCACUGCGAUGUAGUGCCUUAGACCACUGCGCCACUCGGAAGUUAGCCAUGAUUAGCUGUUCAGGAGUCUUAUGGCUUGGGGGUAGAAGCUGUUGAGAAGCCUUUUGGACCUAGACUUGUCGCUCCGGUACUGCUUGCCGUGCGGUAGCAGAGAGAACAGUCUAUGACUAGGGUGGCUGGAGUCUUUGACAAUUUUGAGGGCCUUCCUCUGACACCGCCUGGUAUAGAGGUCCCCACCACACUGAUUUAGUAGCCAGAAUAAUUGGUCAAUGUCUAUUGAUCUGGCCAUCUAAUCUGGCCACCCAUUUUUCCUACUACUGAUGCAACUGGUACCCUUUGACUGUGAAAAUAAUUGUAUCCAUCCAUACACCUCUAUUGCUUUUUCUCUGUAUAUGAAGCACACCUAUGUAUGUGUUCCAGUUGUGGCGUGUAGAUAGAACCUAACACUACUGGGUUGUUUUUGCAGCGAUGCUCCAGGCCGAUGAUGAGGAUGACAUUAUGGAGAUGCAGACGAAGACUCCUUUUGGCUCCUCCUUCAGGACGUUCAACGCCACCGACUACAAACCCAUUGGUGAGAUGGCUUUAAGACCCACACGAUCACCAGAGUUUCAAGCCGUUGCAUUUAUCAGGAAUAGACUAUCCAGUUGUAUACUGCACGACCCUAAACAACCCAGCCAUGUUCCCUAAGCGAAUAGACUCCAUCCAAACUCGUUUCUGUAUCGACUACUUUAGAUAUGGUUAAGAUUGAACUAGUGUGACAGGUUUAUUUAUUACAUGACAUCAAUGAAACAUGCCCCCUGUCUUUUCCCCCCAGCCACCAUUGACGUGAAGAGGAAUAUCUUUGACCUCUGCACGGACACUAAGGACUGCUACCUGGCUGUGAUUGAGGUAGGUCUUAUGUCAUCUGUUACAUAACUCAAUAAAUCUGAACGUGAUUGAAUCAAAUACUCCGAGUAGUAUAGUAUUGGGAGACUGCCUCUGACACGGUUGUAUGUUUCUGACUGCUGCUGUGUGUCUCCUGUCCAGAACCAGGACUCGGUCAACACAGACACGGUGUGCAGACUGUACGAGGUGGGACGCCAGAGACUGGCUGAAGAGGAGGAGGAUGAAGACGAUCAGGUAAAGAUACCCAACAAACCCCCUUCCUUCAAAAAGCACCGCAGUGCACUUUAGACUUCGGUCUAAGGCACUGCAUCUCAGUGCUUGAGGCGUCACUACAGACACCCUGGUUCGAUUCCAGGUUUUAUCACAACUGGCCGUGAUUGGGAGUCCCAUAGGGCGGCGCAUAAUUGGCCAAAUCUGUUCUUAACUGACUUGCCUAGUUAAAUAAAGGUGAAAUAAUAAAAAAUACAAAAUGUUUGGUAGAUAAUGAAUGAAUCAAUCAGAUCACCAGUCACUAACAUUAGAUGAUUGGUUGGUUGUGUCAGUCUUUUUAUUGCAAGUAAUACAACCUAAAUAGAGAAAUAUAAGAUCUGUGAAGCAUGUUCCUUACACUGGCUGUUCUGGAACACUUGUCCCUAUCAGGAGGAUGACGAUCAAGAUGAUGACGAUGAUGAUGAUGAAGAUGACUCUGACGAUGACAUGGACACGGACCCUCUGAUCGCUGAGCUGGAUAACGAUAACGGAGAGGAUGAGGACGAGGACGACGGGAACAAUGAAUUAUCUCCCUCUGAUGAUGAAGAGGUGUCUCGCCUGCUGGAGGGGGACGGAGAGGAGGAGGAUGACGAUGAUGAUGACUCGGAUGAGGAUGAUGGGGACCUUGCCCUGGAUAACAGUGAGUAACAGUUGUCAGUUUGUCCUUCAAACAUUCACUGAUAGGUACAGCAUGGGAUGCAGGACAGGCAAGGCUGAAGUUGUUGGUAACAGUAAACGUAAACCUGUUGUCAUAAGAGCUAGGCUACUUAAUGCUUUUUAGUAAUGCCAUAGAAGUCAUUACCAUGAUGUUAUUAUGACUGAAAAGCUGUGCCUCUACUGCUGUGUGAGGACACUUCAGCUUGAGAGGGAUUGACAGAAUGAAAGGAAAAGAGUGCGAGUGAGAGGAAAAAAGAGAUGGACCCUCACACUGUCUGAGGGCAUGUUGCAGAAGACAUGUCGUUUCUGCUUUCUGUCAUUUUUCUACCACCACAGCAGUGACUUGUACAGUAUUCUGUCCCGUUAUCCCCCAGACCUCUACAUAAUUUAAAUUUGCUGUCUUUCUGUCAACCCAGCAGACAGCUCUGACAACUCUGACCUUGAGGAUGACAUCAUCCUGUCCCUGAAUGAG